GUUGAUGACUGGGCAUCUCGCGACACUCCCGCGAGCAAUCUUCCAUCUAUCAUAAAUAUACUAACCGAGUUUGCUCGUAGCGCUGCAGAUGUUCGUCAUCAGACACUGGAAGAUGCAGACAGACGUGAUGCUCAAGUAACUGCUGACCGCAAACGAGCUCAGCAAGCGGAGGCGGAUUUGAUAGCUGCUAGAAAAGCCCUAGAUGAGUCUGUAAUGGCAACAAUGAAUUCGCACGAUCCGUCGACGUCCAGAGCAAAAGUUUCUCGAUCACUACGGCAAAGACCUGGGCAGGCUACUUCAGCAAGUAAAUAA
Strongylus vulgaris is the source of this 312-nucleotide messenger RNA. The record is from the annotation of a GenBank genome assembly. NCBI's taxonomy places the organism in Eukaryota, Metazoa, Nematoda, Chromadorea, Rhabditida, Strongylidae.